UUACUUCAAGUACGAUUCGCCGCGCAAGAAUGAAAUGCGCGAUGCUUAGGUGUUCGAUUCGCCGAGCAUUACCGUUGUACGUAAGAGUUCGUAGAUCAUUUUCUCCACAAUCUCCUACUGGCCAAAUGCACAACUACGAUAUCAUGUCGACUAAAGAUGAAAAAAUUGCAAUCAUUGGCAGCGGCUUAAUCGGACGUAGCUGGUCAAUGUUGUUCGCCAGCGUAGGAUACCAAGUGGCCAUUUACGACAUUGACUGUAAGCAAUACAAGGAAGCGCUAAUAGAUAUUGGUAUGCAACUGAAACGUCUUGAAGAUAAUGGUAUUCUGAGGGGUUCUUUGAAAGCGGAUGAACAAAUGAAAUUGCUAAAAGCAUCAUCUAAUUUGGUAGAAACCGUGAAAGGAGCAAUAUUUAUACAAGAAUGCGUGCCAGAAAAUCUUUCGUUAAAGUCGGAACUUUACGAAAAACUCGAUAAGAUAGUCGACGAUAAAGUGAUCUUAUCUUCGUCAACAUCUACGUUUCCUCCAUCUCUCUUCAGCGAGAAGUUGAAACACCGUGACCAAAUUAUAGUUUCCCACCCUGUGAACCCUCCUUAUUACGUGCCUCUCGUGGAAAUAGUUCCAGCACCGUGGACGCGUGCUGAUAUACGUGAGAAGACAAAAGCCAUCAUGACAGAAAUUGGGCAAACACCUGUUCUCCUCAAUAAGGAGAUCGACGGCUUCGCGCUCAAUAGAAUACAAUACGCGAUCUUGAACGAAGCUUGGAGGUUGGUGGCCGACGGAGUUCUGAGCGCAAAGGACAUUGACGCGGUAAUGAGCGAGGGUCUCGGAAUGCGUUACGCGUUUCUCGGUGCGUUCGAGGCCGCACAUUUGAACGCGGAAGGAAUGAGAAAAUACUGCGAGACGUAUAACAAGUCGAUUUACGACGUGAGCAUGACUUUCGGACCAGUUCCAAGAUUCGUUGGCGAAACGGCAGAGAAAAUCAGCAACGAAUUGAACGAGAUGUGUCCGCUCAACCAGUUACAAGAACGACGAGCGUGGCGUGACGUCGCUCUGAUGAAGUUGUCCGCACUCAAGAAAGAGUUGAAUAAGGACAAACAGUAAAACAUAUACAAAUUAAGCGCAAUUCAUGUAUUAUUACAUUCUAUUUAUAAAAUUGACUAUAUAACGAUUUAUGUAAAACGACUCUAUUGUAUCUUGUUUCAAGAUUUUAUCUAACU
Messenger RNA from Dinoponera quadriceps, 1216 nucleotides. It is a transcript of the gene Had1, whose product is annotated as lambda-crystallin homolog. NCBI's taxonomy places the organism in Eukaryota, Metazoa, Arthropoda, Insecta, Hymenoptera, Formicidae. The transcript is spliced from 7 exons. The record is from RefSeq and is a predicted model, not a curated record. Gene Ontology annotation, biological process: fatty acid metabolic process. Bases 30 to 1100 code for a protein of 356 amino acids. Gene Ontology annotation, molecular function: oxidoreductase activity, acting on the CH-OH group of donors, NAD or NADP as acceptor; NAD+ binding.